AUGACAUCCCGAGACGGUUUUCAAUGGACUUCUGAAACAGGCCUCGUCCAGGGCGUCCCUUCCAUUGGAGUCAUCUCUCCGCCCUCAAAUAUCUCGGGGGUUGGACCUUGGGAUAUCAUUGUUGUUGGUUCGGGAUAUUCCGGUCUAACGGCAACUCGAGACUUGUGUCUUGCCGGCCACAAAGUGCUGCUCGUUGAAGCCCGCGACCGUAUUGGUGGUCGAUCGUGGUCGUCCAAUAUCGGAGACUAUCCCUUCGAAAUGGGUGGCACAUGGGUGCAUUGGGGGCAGCCGCAUGUGUGGCGGGAGAUUUCAAGAUAUAAAAUGCGGGAAGAGUUGGAGGCCUCGUUCGAUUUCUCGCGCGGAGUCAAUCACUUCCAACUGCGUACCAACGAGGGUGAAAGUAUCAUGAGCCACGACGAAGAGGAUACUCUGCUUGCUGCUGCACUAGGCAAGUUUGUGGAUGUGGAUGGAUCAAUGGGCCGGAAGAUAAUCCCUUACGCCCACGAUGCAUUCCAUGUUCCCGAGGCACGCCAAUACGAUACAAAGUCUGCUGCCGACCGCUUAAAGGAGAUUGCUACCUCCCUUACACCGAACGAGCGUACCGCGCUGGAGAGCUUUGUCCUGCUGUGUAGCUGCGGUACCCUCGAAACAACCAGUUUCUUCGAGUUCCUGCACUGGUGGGCAUUAUGCGGCUACUCUUACCAAGGAUGCAUGGAUGCAUUGAUCUCUUACAAAUUCAAAGGGGGUCAAUCUUCCUUCGCAAUCAAGUUUUUCAAAGAGGCUCUCGCCACUGGAAACCUAUCGUAUUCUUUCAAUAGCCCUGUUCAGUCCAUCAGUGACCAGGGAGGCAACGUGAAUUUGACGACACGGGACGGCCAUCAGUAUACUGGGUCUCGCUUGGUGUCUACAAUUCCUCUGAACGUGUUGAACACAGUCUCUUUCAAUCCUCCAUUGGAUUUCCAACGUGCUUUUGCGGCCAACACAGGCCAUGUCAACCAGUGCGUCAAGGUGCAUGCCGAGAUCCUCAACAAGGAUAUGCGCUCCUGGACGGGUAUUUCAUACCCCUUCAAUAAACUCACUUACGCGAUUGGCGAUGGAACUACACCUGCCGGAAACACCCACAUCGUCUGUUUCGGUGGAUUCCACAACCACAUCCAGCCAGAAGAGAAUAUAAACGCGACGAAGGAGGCUGUUCAAAGCAUGGCACCUGGAAACAUGGAUGUAAAGCGCUUGGUGAGUCUCUUCAUGUGCUACUUUAACGCAAAGAAACAUGCUAACUAUGCUCAGGUUUUCCACAACUGGUCGAAAGAUGAAUUUGCCAAGGGCGCUUGGUUCUUCUCUCCCCCGAACCUGCUAUCCACAUCCCUUGAUGCACUUAGAUCUCGCCAUGGCAAUGUUCUGUUUGCCAAUUCCGAUUGGGCUGUUGGCUGGCGCAGUUUCAUCGAUGGUGCUAUCGAAGAGGGAACACGUGCUGCAUUUACAGUAACAGAGGAAUUACGAGAGUCAGCUACAUCUCGGUCCCGCCUAUAG
Messenger RNA from Penicillium salamii, 1530 nucleotides. The record is from the annotation of a GenBank genome assembly. NCBI's taxonomy places the organism in Eukaryota, Fungi, Ascomycota, Eurotiomycetes, Eurotiales, Aspergillaceae.